AUGUCUGAACUGCGUGUUGCAGAUAUGUCUCAAGAUACAUUGGAUAGUAUAAAAAAGUUCAAAUUUCGAAAAUGUAAUAACACAAUCGCUCUUACAUUAAAAAUUGAUAAAGAGACUCUAAAAGUUGAAAUAGAAGACACUUUUGAAGAAGAUACUACAUUGGAAAGCCUUAAAGAUGCAUUGCCAAGCCAUCAACCCAGAUACGUUCUUUUAAGUUACCGAUUUGAAAAGCACGACGGUCGUGUAUCAUUUCCAUACUGCUUAUUGUUUUCAACUCCACAAGGAUCACCUCCGAAUCUUCAAAUGAUGUAUGCUGCAAGUCUUACAAAUGUAACUCAUAAAAGUGAAGUGACAAAGGUGUUCGAGUUAAGAGAUCUAGACGAACUUUCAGAUGAAUGGUUGGAAGAAAAUUUGAAUCGUACCGCUUGA
Molecule: messenger RNA, 429 nt
Organism: Trichobilharzia regenti
Lineage: Eukaryota; Metazoa; Platyhelminthes; Trematoda; Strigeidida; Schistosomatidae
Source: the annotation of a GenBank genome assembly